Molecule: messenger RNA, 942 nt
Organism: Naegleria fowleri
Lineage: Eukaryota; Heterolobosea; Eutetramitea; Acrasida; Naegleriidae
Exons: 5
Coding region: 1-942 (313 amino acids)
Cellular component (GO): intracellular membrane-bounded organelle
Source: RefSeq, a predicted model, not a curated record
AUGCUUCACAAAAGAUCUCUCAUCCAAUUAAUCCGAUCAAACUCGAAUUCUUCGCAACAUGUUCUCUCAAAGUUGGUAAUGCCUAUGUCCAAAACCUCUGUGGUUAGCAAUUCAUUGAUCAAAAUGGACAAGAGAUUAUUUAUUGUCUCGGCUUUUCAUACCAAUUUAAAGUCAUCGGAACAACAAAAUCCACAACAACCAACAUCUACGGAUCGGAACAAGAAUUUAUUUAUCUACGAAGAAGAGAAAGAUUUAGAAAAAGAAGUCGUUCCCACAGAAGUUUUUAAAGAUGAGAAGGAGCGUAUUAUGGAUGAAGAACGAGUCAAUAUUCCAUUACUAGUUAAGUUUUGGAAAAUGUAUUUCGUUCGCUAUGCUGUAAUCUCUACUUUGAUUUUUGGAGUAAUUUAUAUUGUUUGGGAAGUCACAAGCUGGCUCAGCUCUAUUACCUUCAAGAAUGUAGCAACAGUAUCUUUCUAUUUCGGAUUUUUGAGUGCCCUCAUGUGUUGUGGAGUUACAUGGCUUGCUAUUCUUGCUUUUAGUAUCCAUCCUUCAACUGUGUACAGAGCCGCCAUCAAAAAGGUAUUGUCCAAUAAAACAGUUAGAGACCACAUGGUUACACCUUUAACUCCAGGUAAAUUCAGAGCAUAUAGUUAUACCUACCCUGAUUUCAAUAAUGCUCAUGAUGUUCCUUUUACCAGAAGAUUAAAAUUUUGGAAACCAAAACGUAUGCAACUUUGUUUCCAACUUGUGGAUGCCAACAAAAAAACAGCCAUGAUCUCAUGUGACGUGUCUAGAAAGGAUGGAAUUAUUAAUUUAUUAAGAAAUAGAUUUACAUUCCACUCAUUGAUAGUAGACAUUCCAGACAGUGAAGAUAGAUUGUUUUUGAGAGGCACAGACCAAGAUGCUGUCUAUGAGAAUGCAAGUGAUAUGAAAUUAAAUUAA